Molecule: messenger RNA, 2413 nt
Organism: Aspergillus alliaceus
Lineage: Eukaryota; Fungi; Ascomycota; Eurotiomycetes; Eurotiales; Aspergillaceae
Product: putative C6 transcription factor (OTam)
Exons: 2
Coding region: 149-2287 (712 amino acids)
Biological process (GO): DNA-templated transcription
Cellular component (GO): nucleus
Molecular function (GO): zinc ion binding; DNA-binding transcription factor activity, RNA polymerase II-specific; DNA binding
Source: RefSeq, a predicted model, not a curated record
UGGCGGUAACCCGGUUCCUUUACGUGACCGAUUUCCGUUUGGGAACCCUAUCACGACUAUUAUUCGUGACAGAUUAUCUCCUAUCUCUCAAUUUGAUCCUUCCAUUAUCUAUCUCCUUUCGGUCCCCUGUUGGCACCCCCCUUGCUGAAUGGCUGCCGUUAUCACUUUGCAGUCGUCCUCGACGGCUGCACCAGCGGCUUCUGCUGCUUCUUUCCAACCGUCUGACCAGUUGUUGCGCUCCCGUGUACAAAACCAAGCCCCCCAGCAAGCCACUUCAACCUCCACUCCCCAUUCACCUUCCACAUCCGUUACUGCCUUACCGCGGGUGCCUGUACCAGGACGGGAUGGACACAGUUGUGACGCCUGUCUGCGCAGAAAGAGUCGGUGUGCCAUGAACGAAAUGGUUAAUAAAUGUUAUUCAUGUGAUUUUCAUCGUCAAGAUUGCACCUUUACCCUAUCAGUGACAAGUCGCCCUGGCACCGCGGAUGUACAGUCCAAAAAGCGGAAGUUGGAUGAUAUUGUCCUGGAUGAUGUAGAAUCGCCCAAGAGACCUUUGACCAACCCUCCAGCUUCCAAAACUAACCUUUCCCGUUCGCCAUUGAAUGCUCACGCCCGGAUCACACCAGGGUAUUGGCAUCAGCGAACCCAGCAUAUCGGCCUGACGACCGACCUGGAACCCGCCCUCCUCGAAUUUCUCCCCUUGGACCAGAACCACGAAGGCUCUAUUGCAUCGUCUCGCGUACGAAAGUUUAGUGACGACGGCACCUUUAUGCGGAUGGUUAACACCCUGUCCCAUGCGGACUCCCCGCAAUCUCCCUCACUAGAUGCUAUUGAGAGCCUAGUUGCCCCCUAUGGCUCCACUUUGAUCGAUAAAUUUUUCGAACACAUUCACCCAACGUUCCCCAUUCUCAUGGAGGAUUCAUUUCGUCAGUCUUACCGGGCUCGACAGGGCCUGUCUCCUCUCUUACUGUCCGCUGUCUACGUGCUAGCCUUGAAAUUUGUGAAUAUGGGACCGGCUUCCCAGUCUGUACGACGACCCGAUGCUUCCCGGCUCGAGAGCACGGCCCUGAAGCUACUCAACGAAUCUCUGCCCUAUGCAUCCAUCUCAACCAUCCAAGCAGGUGUGCUCCUGAUGGAGAAAUCCACUAUUGCCACCCACGCAUUGAAUGCGCAAUUGGUUACCGCAGGCUUCGAGCUAGGGCUCCAUCAGAAUUGUUCCGAGUGGAGGAUGGAGACGUGGGAGAAGGGUCUCCGGAAACGUCUUGCGUGGGCAUUGUAUAUGCAGGACAAAUGGUCGGCGCUGGUGCACGGCCGUCCGUCCCAUAUCGUAUCCUCAAACUGGACCGUUCAGGAUUUGGUAGAGCAAGAUUUCGCCGAGGCAUUCCCAUCGAGUGACUCCCAGGACGAUGAUCCGGUAGGCCACGGCCCCCUCUAUUUCUGUCAUAUGGUCGCAUUGACGACAAUCCUCUCCGACAUCUUGGAUCGAUUCUACACCCUGCGGGCGAUCGAAGAGUUCAAAGCUGCCGGCGGCAACCGGACACGAAUGAUCCUAGAACGCGCCAAACCAACCCAGAUCAGGUUGAAGGAGUGGUUCAGUCGCUUACCCGCAGAGCUCAAAAUGGAGUCGGGUGGAGAUCUCUUCGAAAUCAUCAACGAGGACAAUGCUCGCAACGGUGCCUUGCAUCUAUCCUACUUCGCCACAGAAAUUACUCUGCACCGUUGUAUUGUACGAUCACUCACGCCGAACACUGCGGACGCCUACCUAUCGCAUAUCUGCCGCUCGGCUGCCAAAACCCGAUUGAUCUCAGCCAUGGAUUUCGUCAAUCGGCUUCGUCCGCCGCACCUGAGGUCGUUCUGGCCGGCCGCAUCGCGGACAAACUUCGCGCUGAUUGGGUCCUUCGGAGUGCUCCUGCGCAUCUCAGCCCCAACCAAAGAGGAAGCCGAGUUCUAUCGUCUCAGGCUUUGCGAAUACCGCUGGACGCUGAGCGUCAGCAAGAAGAACGCCGAGUUCAUGGAGUUCGCUCUGGACAGCCUGGACACUGCCAACGCUGUCGAUCAGCAUGUCCCCGAUAAACCAGGCAUCGACGAGCUGAUGACUAGCGCGGCCAAACCGACCGUGAACCGUCCCCGUCCGGGCACGGCCACACAGUUGGAAAACACGAUCUUAGGGCUCGAAGGAAAUGACAGCGGGCGCGGGGGCACUUCGUCUGUUAUAUCCGGUCUGGCAUCUCCAGCGACAUCGAUUAGCGAGGACAGUCUGCACGAUGCUGCGAUUCCCCCUUUAUAGUCCCCUUUUUUACUUCACUUCCCCUUCCCACAUAAUUACCUGACUUCAACACCACCUACCCCACGAAUAUCUCCCGUUGAUGCAUUGAUGACCUCCUCUGUUCUGUUAUUAGAUGUUGGGCGUACU